AAGGGAGCGCCGGCACCAGGACGGAUAGAAAUAGAUACUUACAUCACUACAAACAUAUUGAAAUAUAUGGGAGUGUCAGGAUUGAAAUCGACAGAGGUGAAAUAGCUUGCAAUUAAAAUCGAUACCACUUGGGCCCACAGUUCUUUUUAGUCGGUCCAUGACAAAUCUUGUCCGUAAUAUCGGAGGCCAGUUUGUCAUUCUGUUUAGGGCAACAAAGGGCAGCUUCCCUCUGUGAUGCUAAUCAGCAGCCCAAUAAUUGCUCUCGACUCUUAUCAGCACUACAAUCUGCCUCCCUUGUGUCCUCAGCAAUAGAGGCAAUUUCUGCGUUGUUGUAUUUUAUGCAUGACAAACUAGAACUACUAUUUCAACUUUGACGACUUCGAUCCUGACACAUCCAUGAAGAUGAAAAAGCUACGAAACAGUAUUACAACAGCAACAAGAUGAAGGACCGGGACAAGUUAAGUAGAACAAGCUGCGACAAGAACAACCGGUUCUCGAGAACACCACAACUGCUCUGCCUUUGCUGCAAAAUUAAUCUCGAUCAUUUACGAAAACGAAAAAUUAAGAAUAGACUUGCCGAAAAAAUAAAGCACUACCCCACGAC
This is a messenger RNA of Amoebophrya sp. A120, 604 nucleotides long. The record is from the annotation of a GenBank genome assembly. NCBI's taxonomy places the organism in Eukaryota, Dinophyceae, Syndiniales, Amoebophryaceae.